GCACCGCCCUAGAGCAGUGCGACCGAGCGCAUGUGCAAGUGGAGGGCCGCUUUGUGUCAGUACUGCGGGCCCGUGAUGGCCUACACUGCAUAGACUCCGUUUGCUACCACACUGGCGGUCCACUGACCAUUGGGGACAUCGAGGAGACGGCGGACAUUAACGGGGACCUUUGCGUGCGCUGCCCCUGGCACGACUACAGCGUCCGGCUGUCGGAUGGGGCCAAGCCGUACCAAGCAAUGAAGCUGGAUCCCAAGACGAAGAAGCUGAGUCCUGACGGCUGGAAGCACCUCAGCUUCCU
This is a messenger RNA of Effrenium voratum, 298 nucleotides long. The record is from the annotation of a GenBank genome assembly. NCBI's taxonomy places the organism in Eukaryota, Dinophyceae, Suessiales, Symbiodiniaceae.